AUGGGAUCAGCAAAAACAAGCUCAUCAGCUAUUUAUGUCACGGUCACCUUCCCAUAUCUGGUCUUGACCAUCUUCUUGAUCAGAUCACUGACUCUGCCUGGGGCCACAGAUGGCUUAAUAUAUCUCUUCACUCCAGAUUGGGAAACUCUUAAGAAUCCUGAUGUCUGGUUGGAUGCUUCUACUCAGAUCUUUUUCUCUUUGUCUUUGGCCUUCGGAGGACUUAUUGCUUUUUCCAGUUAUAAUGUUCAGAAGAAUGAUUGUGAGAGAGAUGCCCUAAUUGUUGGAUUGGUGAACAGUUUCACGUCAAUAUAUGCAUCCAUUCCAAUUUUUGCCAUUCUUGGAUUUAAAGCUAAUGAAAACUUCAAUAAGUGCAGAAAUUGGAACAUACUAAGAUUGACUAAUUCCUUCAACAUUGGGGAUGAGAACAUAACUCUGGAAAACUAUGAUGACUGGUUUAACUAUUUCAACAAUACUGAUCCCUCAGAGGUCGAAAGCCUCAAUCUAAAGACGUGUAACCUACAGACGUUCCUGGAUGAGAGUGCGUCUGGAACCGGACUGGCCUUCAUUGUGUUCACUGAGGCGGUGAUACAUAUGCCGGGCUCUCAGGUGUGGGCGGUGCUCUUCUUCAUCAUGCUCUUCAGCCUGGGCCUGUCCUCCAUGUUUGGGAAUCUAGAGGGGGUCCUUACUCCUCUGCUGGACCUGAGCAUUAUUCCAGCCUGGAUUCCUAAGGAAGUGUUCACAGGGCUAAUUUGCCUCACCUCCUUUACUGUGGCUCUCAUCUUCACGCUGGGCUCUGGAAACUACUGGCUGGGGAUUUUCAACAACUACGUGGGAUCCAUGCCUCUGCUCAUCAUAGCCUUCUUUGAGAUCAUCAGUGUGGUAUACAUCUAUGGAAUAAACAGGUUUAAUGAUGACAUUGAAUGGAUGACAGGUAGGAGGCCCAACAUCUUCUGGCAGGCCACAUGGCGCUUUAUCAGCCCUUUGAUGCUUCUGGUGGUUUUUGUGGCAUACGUUGUAGUCGAGGCUGAAAAGAGACCAACAUAUAACGCCUGGAACCCAGAUUAUGUGAACUUCCCCCUUGCUGACGUUCAGCACUAUCCUGAAUGGGUUUACGCUAUCUGUGUGCUCCUAUCUGUCCUUCCUAUUGUAUCCAUUCCUCUUGUAGCUUUCUACAGAUUCAUGGGCUUCUUGAAGAAGUACAUCAUGAACAGGAACAACCCAAAUCCAUACCAAAAUUAAUCAUUUCACAGAGAAUUGUAAACGAGCUGUUUUAUCUGAUUGGCGGUCAGGACUACCAGUAGCACAUAUUUGUGUGAUGUACUGUAUUGUUAUUUAAUAACGUUUGUGAUUUUUUCAUACCAUUUUCAAUCUUUUGUAUAUUAGGGUAUUACAAGUCUCUAAUUACAUAACAUUAUUGCUAAGAUAACAUAUCGGCAGUCGCAGCUGUAAUUUCAAUGUUUUCGCUAACCUAAAUCAAAAAAUGUUUUUCUUAAUUUACACAACUGUAUUUAUAUUAGUGAAGGAAAUGUA
Gymnodraco acuticeps is the source of this 1530-nucleotide messenger RNA. RefSeq names its product sodium-dependent neutral amino acid transporter B(0)AT3-like. The coding region runs from base 1 to 1239 and encodes 412 amino acids. Gene Ontology annotation, biological process: sodium ion transmembrane transport. The record is from RefSeq and is a predicted model, not a curated record. Lineage: Eukaryota; Metazoa; Chordata; Actinopteri; Perciformes; Bathydraconidae. Gene Ontology annotation, cellular component: membrane. The transcript has 9 exons.